AUGGCUUCGUUCGUGGAAGAGCUGUGGUCGAGCGUCUUCACGCCGGGCCCCACACCGACACUGUUGAUCGCAACCAACGUCACCUUUGCAGCACUCCAGUUCGUCUUCUUCGUCCUCCUCCUAGCCACCCAUAGCAUCCACUUCGUCGUCCUUUCCUUCCUGAGCGCCGGGCUGUGGUACUCCAUCAACUGGUUCGCGCAGGAAGUCAGCGCCGUGCAGCGAGCACAGGAAGCCGAGAAGAAAGCACAGGCCGAGGCAGAGACAACUGGGUCCGAUAGGAAGAAGGAUUCCGUGGACAGCGCCGACAGUGAGACAGAGACCGAAUCCCUGUCUGGCCAGAAGCCCACCGCCGUCGCAACCGGCAGGGCUGCGUCAGCGAGACUCCAGCCGACCGACGAGGAUCCCAAGAAGCGUGUCAGUGCAGGCGGCGACAGCUCUGGAUACGGCAGCACCGAUAGCGAGUGGGAGAAGGUGGAGGAAAACUAG
This is a messenger RNA of Penicillium pulvis, 486 nucleotides long. Its product is annotated as V-type ATPase assembly factor PKR1. NCBI's taxonomy places the organism in Eukaryota, Fungi, Ascomycota, Eurotiomycetes, Eurotiales, Aspergillaceae. Bases 1 to 486 code for a protein of 161 amino acids. Gene Ontology annotation, cellular component: endoplasmic reticulum membrane. Gene Ontology annotation, biological process: vacuolar proton-transporting V-type ATPase complex assembly. The record is from RefSeq and is a predicted model, not a curated record. The transcript has a single exon.